GGCCUGGAGCCGAUGUAAUCGAUUUUCGGUUGAGGCAGGUGAAGAGGCUGUUUCACUGGUCGAGGCGUGUAAAAUGGUCUCCGUGUCUUUCAAAGAUAAAAUUGAUCACAUUUUAGGAAUACUUCUAAGAUGAUCAAAACAAAGCCGCACGAGUUCUGCGGUGCGCUGCUCGGAGCUUUAAAUGCAACCAAGCCGAACGCCAAGCUUCUUCACAGCAGGCUUACUGUGUUCCAACAGGGAACCGGCAGACGGCAGGAUUCGUUCUGCUCUGUGCGGGAACCAGGCCUCUCCAGUCUCACCUGGACCCGAGGACUGCUUGCCAUGAAGCUGCUCGCCCACAUCCCGUGUCUCUGCCUGGCCCUGGCUCUGGCAUGGGCCGAGACGCAUGACGCACACACAUCAGUUGUCCUUGACCGUUGUCAAGGCCUUGAGAUGGACGCUGUUGCAGUGAACGAAGAGGGAGUCCCGUACUUUUUCAAGGGUGACCAUCUGUUCAAGGGCUUCCAUGGCAGUGCAGAGCUGUCUAAUGAGACCUUUGCAGAGUUGGAUGCCCAUCACCACCUGGGCCAUGUAGAUGCUGCUUUCUUCAUGCACUACGAGGACAACCCCUCCGACCACGAGCAUAUGUUCUUAUUCUUGGACAACAAGGUGUUCAGCUAUUACCAACACAAGCUGGAGGAUGGCUACCCCAAGGACAUCUCUGAGGUCUUCCCUGGAAUCCCUGACCACCUGGACGCUGCUGUGGAGUGUCCCAAGCUAGAGUGUGAUGAAGACUCCGUCAUCUUCUUCAAGGGAGACGAGAUCUACCACUUCAACGUCAGAACCAAGGCUGUGGAUGAGAAAGAGUUCAGGUCAAUGCCAAACUGCACAUCUGCUUUCCGCUUCAUGACUAGCUAUUACUGCUUUCACGGACACAUGUUUUCCAAGUUUGACCCAAAGACCGGUGCCGUGCACGGCAGAUACCCCAAAGAGGCACGCGACUACUUCAUGAGAUGCUCAAAGUUCAGUGACGAGAGUGACCACGUGGAGAGAGAGCGCUGCAGCCGUGUUCACCUUGAUGCCAUCACAUCUGACAGUGCCGGAAACAUAUAUGCCUUCAGAAGCCACCAUUUCAUCCAUAAAGAUGAGGGCAAUGAAACACUGACGGCUGACACUAUCGAGAAUGCCUUCAAGGAGCUGCACAGUGAGGUGGAUGCAGUUUUCUCUUAUGAGGAUCACAUUUAUAUGAUCAAGGAUGACCAGGUAUUUGUCUACAAAGUUGGCGAGCCCCACGCCCCCCUGGAUGGUUAUCCUAAGCCUGUGAAGGAGGAGCUGGGCAUCGAGGGUCCCAUUGAUGCUGCAUUUUUCUGCGAGGCUCGUCCAGUGGUCUACAUUAUCAAAGCUACGUGCCCAAUGGCCCUGCUUGCCACAGGCGUAACAGGCGUCCCAAUCACCAUGUGGUCGGCCACGUCCUCUUCCCCGUCCACCAGCUCCUCCCCUCCGGCCACCCCCCCUGCCUCAUUCUGCCUGAAAAUACACAGUCUCUCCUUCCUCAUCAGUGAACACAAAAGCCUGUGCCUUUUUUGUCUUUCCCUUAUUUUUAAAAUGACUUUCAGCGUGUUUGCAAAGCUCUAGAACACUUGCCAAACAUCCGGUCCGAUAAUCUAUCCUAUGUUUCAUCACAAAGCUACUGAUUUGAGGUUGUACUCCUCUGAGGAGGGCAUUUUUGAGCUGUUCUUCAUACGGACUGUCAUUAUCCAUGUUUGCAGGUGGGAUGACUCCACUAUGUGUGUCAAAGGCUUCUUUAAGUCUAGAGUAAUAAUGCUCUACGUCGUCAUCAUCUUUUUGAAUACAUCUGUUUACUUCAGUCCAGUCUGCUCUUGCCUGAUAUUUAGCUGCAAUUCUUUGCAUUAAAUCUCGCACUCUUCCUCUCAAUUCGGCUGAAUUAUGCUGCAACGGAGUUCCGUUUGCCGCAUUUGGGUUCCAGUUUCCACAGAUUAAACACCAGUCUGGUCCCAUUACUUUUCUCACUGCCCAUCCUCCAUUGCAUCUAUAACUUGUAUGUAGAUUUCCUAUCUGUGUUUGAAAUUCGCCUGGUUUUGUUUUUGGAUGAGGUAUGCCUUCAGUCGCCUUUGCUACAUCAUCAUUGGUCCAGGGUCUAUGUACAAACAUUGUUAGAUUUUGAUCAUCUCCAUGUGGAUUUGGCACUUCGAUUAGUGGAAGUGUUUCUGUCUCCUCUGCAUGAUAAGUUCGUAGACUUUUAUCUUGAUUUAAAAGUUUCCAGACAGACCCUGCUUGUCCCGAUCUUAAAUUUCUUCCUUCAUCCACUCACUUCAUUUUUAAUUGGGGUAACUGUGGGCACAGCUGCGGGUGCCGGUACUGCAACUAUUCAUUGGACUUGUCUGUUCUAACUGUCUCAAGUCAGGAUAUUCUGCAGACCGUGUCUGCCUAUGGUCUGGGUAGGGUGGAGGAUCUGGCAUUGGUCCCAAUGGGGGGUCUGGUCUGUGACUUCUCCUUACUACAUUGUCAUCUUCUCUGUCAGUGAAGGCCAUUACUUCAGUCUUUGUUUCAGUCUUUGUUUCUGUCUUUCUAUCUUCUUUACCCUUUUUUUUAUCCCUCCUUGCCUUCUCCUUGCUUCUGGUAACCCGUUUCUUGCUUGCAUAAGACCUUUUUUACUCUUUUUAUGCCUUCCCUUAGUUUUUUCUUCUAUUUCCUUUACCAACUCUUGACAGUUGCUUGUUACUAACUUUCCUGAAAACCUGUACUUCUUAUCCCAUUUUCUUAAGAAUUUUAUGUUAUCCUGAUGCCUUGUGAACAUUAAUUUUGUUUCUCCAGUGAGAUUAUUACUGUUUUUUUUAGAACAACAACUACUGCAAUUCCCCAUUUUCUUACUUGUGGCCAACCAGUUUGUAUGGAGUUCACCCGAGCAACUGGUCCUAUUUGAUGAGUGCCGCUUCAGUUAUCACCGCCAGGUUUCCAAGGCCAGAGAGUUUGUUGACACCGUGAGGUUUCCCCUCUCUGUUACUCAUUAAGACACCACAUUUUCAGAAAAUACUUUUAGUAAACCUAGUUUACUACUUAUAGUUCCCUGAACUAUUUUAGGCCAUAUUUUUUCUCUCUAUUUUUAACGUGCGCACAGAGCUUUUUAUUCCUGUAGUCUUUUUCACAUAGACUAUGGACUAUUGGUCCUACUCGACCCUUUUACCGGGGGACUUCAGCCACUUGGGGAGGUAGCAGACCUCUCUUUCGCCACCAGGGGACUCAAACCCCUGGGGAGAUCCCUGAUCUCUAUUUUUAAGAUCCCUGAUCUUAUUUUAAAAUCCUACUUUAUGAAUAAGAUGUCCUGGUAGCACUGUUCGUGGAUCUCGUCACCCUUCCAUAGUCCACCAGUUCUUGGCCUCUUUUUAACAGCAAAACUCUCUGCUGGAGGUCUUUUCAUUGGGGAGUCCCGGACUCCCCCAUGCACGGUUCUCAGGUCCUGUUGGUCUGGACAGUGGAGAGGCUGUUGAGAUCCGGCUCGAAGGACCAAGUUGAUAGGAACAUUUCUAAAACAAACUCAGGAACACCAUCUGAAAUUCACAAGAGUAGGUUGUUUGUUCUUAUGGCUUCGGCAAAUGUUCAAAAAUACAGAGUUCACAUGAGACUUUUUAUAAUGCCAGAUGGGCAGAGGCUUGCAUUCUCGCUGACAUAUAUCGCACACAUGGUGAAGAUAGUUCUUUGCUUAUCGUACAGGAAUAGACAAGUGAGGAACAAGAAUGCCCUUUUCCUCUCUGGUAUUCACUUCCUCCCCUGGGCACAGCCUCUGUCAUCAUUAGAUAGUUGCACAGACUCUCACAAAAGUAGUAACACGAAGUCAAUACGAGGUGAUUACAUAGUCAUGAGCAUAAAUGGUAAGAAUUUUUCCAACAGUUAAAUUUGGCAUAAAAGAUUGUUUGAGAUCGAAAAAUUCGAACAGGAAAGGCAAGAAUUCUGAUGAGAGAACUAUUCCCCCGUUAAUAAACACACAUGAACGUUAAUCUUAGUUAUAUUAACAAUAACAGAAUUUUACUAUUAAAGGGAAAGGAGGGGUUGGUAAAGGGAGCUGUUAACUGGUAUCAGCAGUGUAACAGUGAGAAAUGUCAGGUUAUGAUGGCCGUGCUGUACACCUGUAUGAAUAGGAUGUUAACAGUCUGCUGGUAGCCGAGCACCUGAUGAAUGAACCACCGAUGGAGGAUCUGUUUUUAAUCCUCUCUUUUCCAAAAAACUCUGCAGUUUUAAAUUUCUCUUAUUAUCACAAACCCUUGAAAAGCUUUUGAAAAUGUAGUGUGUUUUUGCAACACUUGAACAACAUUGGCCACUGAGUGUGAUUGAGGUUAUAAUACCUGUACUUGAGUGAAACCAAUAAGUUCCUUCAAGAGCUACCAAGUAAGGAUUGAUGUGGUGAUUAACAAGUCAGAAAGCGGUGUUUAAAAUGACGUUAAAUAUAGUUGAAAUGUGAAGGUCUUUUUACCCAUUUAAGCGGCAUGUUUGGCUCUAUGGAUGAUGAUGUUGGUUUUUCAGUCAGUCCACCAAUUUGUUUCCUCUGAAAUAGCACAACUACUUUUGGAUGGAUUGCCAUGAAAUUUUGUACAGACAUUCAUGAUCCCCUGAGGAUGAAUCCUACUGGCUUUUUAUUUAGAACCACCAGGAGGUCAAAGUUUUCACAUAUCCUGAACAUGUACUUGAUGGCUUGGCAAUAUAUUUUAUACCGACAUUCAUGGCUCCCAGACUAUAUGUCUUAAUGACAUUAUUGAUCCCUUGACUUCCUCUACAACCACCAUGAGGUUCACAUUUGUUGGUAUGAGUGAAAUGUCUUAACAGCUUUUGGAUGGAUUGCCAAGAAAUUCCCCUCAGAUCACUUGUUAUCACUUUGGCGAUCCACUGUCUUUUCUCUAGUGGCAUCAACAGGUCAAAAUUUUAAUUUGGUACAACAUUCAUGCCCCCCUCAGGAUGAAUUUUAGUAAAUGUAAUAAGUGACCUUUGGUGACGAUUUUUUUUUAAUCUAGCACCAACAUCAGGUCAAAAUUUGCCUAGUACUUUAAUUUAUGACCAAAUAUCUGCAAAAUUAAUGACAUUCCCAUCAGCCUCAGCUGUACUAGCAUUUAGCUCAAACAGCCUCACAAAGCCACUAGCAUGACUGUAGAGGACCGAAUUUCAAUAUGUACUUACUUAGAUAUUUUACCCUUUUUGAGCUUUCCACAGUUGAUAAAUAGAUAUAGUAACCUCUAACAUGUCCUCCUGCCUGCUGUCCUCCAGGUCUGAAGCUCUAUGAAGUGGAAAUGAAGGCCAGCCCUCGUGUUGUAGGCAAAGAGUAUCCAAUUAACCUCUUCAAGAAGGUCGAU
Xiphias gladius (swordfish) is the source of this 5339-nucleotide messenger RNA. RefSeq names its product hemopexin a (gene hpxa). The coding region runs from base 130 to 1614 and encodes 494 amino acids. Lineage: Eukaryota; Metazoa; Chordata; Actinopteri; Istiophoriformes; Xiphiidae. Gene Ontology annotation, biological process: heme transport; intracellular iron ion homeostasis. Gene Ontology annotation, molecular function: heme transmembrane transporter activity. The record is from RefSeq and is a predicted model, not a curated record. The transcript is spliced from 11 exons.